Molecule: messenger RNA, 2952 nt
Organism: Chelonia mydas (Green sea turtle)
Lineage: Eukaryota; Metazoa; Chordata; Testudines; Cheloniidae
Product: zinc finger MYM-type protein 5-like
Exons: 2
Coding region: 136-636 (166 amino acids)
Source: RefSeq, a predicted model, not a curated record
AACCUGCUGCUGCAAAAUACACCAUCACGAUUACCUUCCUCUGAUGCUGCCCUGUGGACUGUUGAUGUUUUCACUCAACAGUACUGCAUAGACAUGGGCCCCAAUUUCUGCUGAAAUUGUGAUGGAAAAUAUUCAAUGUCAUCAAGACCACAUAAGGACAGAACAAGGAAAUUCUGGGAUAUAGCCUUCAAACAAGUGUCCCCGAAUGUUGAAACUAUUGAAAGGCCUUGGCUCAUAUACUCACCAUUGACUGGCUAUGUCUUCUGUUUUGUGUGCAAAUUGUUUUCUCUGAACAGCACAUCUGCACUAGCCAAGAGAGGAUUUGAUUCAUGGGAUCACAUUGGCAGACUUGGUGACCAUGAAAGUUCUACUGAGCACCGACAAGCUCUCGCCACUUAUACAAUGUGUUUAUCCAAGACUCAAACCCUUGAUAAACAUAUAGCAGGUGCAUAUAUUGAAGAACGAAAUUACUGGACAGUGUUGAAGCAAGUCGUAUCAGCAAUAACAUUUCUGACAAAACAAGGUCUGCCACUGAGAAGGACUAAUAAAACCUUUGGCUGUCUUAAUAGUAGCAACUUCCUUGGCUGCUUAGAGUUCUUAGCAGAGUACGACCCUUUCCUGGCCUGCCAGCAUUGAUUCCAUGCCAGAUGUUAGCCAUACUGAUCAACUGACAUUUACUGUAUGCUAUGUGCUGAAUAACUGUACACCUGUGGAACAGUUCUGGAAUUUUUCCAAUUACAUCCGCAUACAGGUCUUCAUCUGGUUAAUGUCAUCAAUGAAACCCUAAGUGAUGCACUAAAUAUCAAUCUAAAGGACUGCAGAGGUCACACAUACAACAAUGCUAGUAACAUGUCUGACACUUAUUCUGCUGUGCAAGCUCGGGUAAUUGCGGUCAACAAGAAAGCAGUAUACAUCCCAUGCAUGACCCACUCACUUGAUCUGUGUGGUGUUCCUGCUGCAGAGUCAUGCACUGAUGUAAUUAAAUUUUUUUGAUUUGUCCAAAAACCGUAUGUGUUUUUUCUGAGGAUCAACUUAUCGCUGGAGCCUCUAGUGAGAUUCUCUGAAUGAGGAGACAUCUGAGGCCAGUAAGAGAAAAUUUUUCCCCAAGUGCCUCAGUGACACAAGGUGGUCAGCUUGAGCGGAUGCACUUUGCAGUUUAUCAUGCAACCACAAAAGCUACAAAUCUGUGCCUCAGGCUCUUGGUGUGGACACUCUGCAGAAGAGUGACACACAAGCAGAGGCAAACCCAUUAGCUGAAACCAUGGAUCAGUUGGAGACUGCAUUUUUGACAACAGUUUGGAGUAGUAUCCUUACAAGAAUAAACAAAACAAGUCAACUUCUGCAGUCUCAAACAAUGGACUUAGGCACAGCUGUGGCACUGCUGGGGUGACUAUCUGAGUUUGUCGCAGCACAACGGAAAAUUUUUGAGGAAUACCAUGAAUUUGUGACCUCUUUAAGUUCUACAACUAACUUUCAAUUAAAGUGGUAACAUCAUCCAAAGCAUAUGGCUGAUGAUAGCAUAGGUGCUGGAACUAGGAAUGCUGGGGGUGUGGCAGCACCCACUGGUUUGAAGUGAUUUCCAUCAUAGCCAUUGAACAAAACUAUAAACCCUGUAUAUCAGCACCCCCACUAUAAAAAUUGUUCUAACACCUAUGGAUGAUAGUGAAGACCCUGCUGUUGUGCUGACUGGUGAAGAGAAGUUCAAAGUUGAAUCAUUCUCUGCCAUAGUUGACUCACUUGUCAGCCAUCUCAACAGAAGAAUUCAUGCAUGUUCAGAACUAAACAACAGUUCCUGUUUUUUAACAGGUGACCUUGACAGUCUCCUUUGUCCGACUUGUCCUCGUCCAUCCCUCCAUGAAUGCAAAUGGACACCACACCAUUCUAUUUUGUUGUGAGCACGUUCUUUCCAUUUCUGACCAAAGAGUUUUGUCAUGGGAUCAGCCCAGCGUGUUUUCAGUCUACCCAGCAAUCACUUGUGGUCUCUGGGGAUCCAGUCACUGAUGUGGGUUGUCCACCUCUUGUCUUGCUUGUGGACAACAUGACCCGCCCAGCUUUGCUUUGACCUUUUGAGUACUGCUGUUAAGGAGUCUCUCAGAAGUUUAAUUGAAUUCUAUUCAGAUGAACUCAAUUAAAAGAUCUCUGAAAAAUGGGUACAGUGAUGCUCACUUGUAAAGCAACUUGCCUCCAAGCCAUUAUCACAAGCUCUGCCUAUAUCACUGCAAAUGCUGACCAUAAUGAACAUGCAUAAUUUGCAAACAGCCUUUCCAAAUGUCUUUACUGCACUACGCAUUUAAUUGACACUACCAGUCUCAAACUGCAAUGGAGAAAGGUCUUUUUCACAUUUAAAAAGUCUAAAAAGUGCUACAGUGGUUCAAGAAAGACUUGAUAGUCUUACUCUAUAGACUUCUCCCGUUUAAUUGAAACAUUUGCUGCAGCAAAGGCAUGCUGAAAAAUCUGAAGAAAUUUUUCAUCUCUGUAAAUAGAACAAUAGCUACAUGCAAUGGUUUUGUUGAGUAAGUUAUUCACGUUAAUACUUUUUAUGUAAUAUGCAAAUUACUUAUCUGAAGCAAGACUAAUAUGAAUAAUGGCACUAAAUAAAAUGUAUUAAAGUUUUUCAUAUUUUUUAUUUUAAAACAGUUUUAUGUCUGCCCCAAUUUCAUACAAAAAUUAAUUCAAAUCUUGAUAGUUCCUAUGAGAAAUGGUGCAAUAGUGUGAAGGUUGCCUUUUAGUGGGAGCAGCACUUGGCUACUGUUUUGAUCAGCUUUAGCUUUUGUUAGCUGUUUUUACCCACUGUGUUUUAUUUUGUAUAUUUUCUUUUACUGUAUAAUUUAUUUUAUGUACACUUGUGUGUAUUCUUUUUGCCCUAGGGCUCCCAUUGCUGGUACCCUAGUGGCAGCCACCUCCACCUGCAACUUAAAUUUUUAAAUAAAACCUGUGUGCUGUGUCAGACAA